Molecule: messenger RNA, 1116 nt
Organism: Oikopleura dioica
Lineage: Eukaryota; Metazoa; Chordata; Appendicularia; Copelata; Oikopleuridae
Source: the annotation of a GenBank genome assembly
AUGAGAAUUUCUACUUUCUACUUUUUUUUGGGAGUUUUUUCCCUCGACAUUGAAACAGUGUUAGAUUUGUCUGGAGAGAGCAUUUCCGAUGCCACAACUUUUCUCGCUGGAUUUGAGAGUCUAACCGCUACUACUUCGGCUGUGACUGCAAUUGGGAAUUUGGCCUCGCGAAAUAGCCCGAGAAUCUCCUCCGUCGUUUUCACUGCGGCGCAAAUUUCAACCCUCGGCGACGAUUUGUUUGGAACUCUUGAAAGUAUGAAGGCGAGUUUGACUUCCCUUCUCGCAGACAACGGCGAUGAAAGCGUGGAAUUCCUCGCUUUGCAAUCUGAGUGCGAGACGCUUGAUUCCGGGAAACAAGUUCGGCUCGCGAGCUACUUGGAUUCGAGCGGUCAAAUUGUCGGUUCCGUCAAUCGCUGCGACGGGACCGCGGAUGACUUAACAACCAGCGACGCUUCUGUUGAAAUGUCGCAAGUAUUGGAUUCAUCUUGUGCGUUUGACGCGAGCAGCAGCGUUAUCACCAUCGCCAAGGCUUUAGGAGACACUUGCGGAACAACGUAUGACGUUGAGGACAACGAGUACAGAAUUAGAAACACGCUCAAGCUCGUGGAUAGUGCUGAUUCGAGCGUGCUGGUCACCCAGCCGGUGGGAAUCGAUGUUCUUCUUCAAGGAGUUGUGACGGAGAAUUCUGAUGCUGGACUCACGAUUACGAUGUAUACUGACAGUUCUUACACGACCAUCGACUCCAGGACAACGAAGACGACUUCAAUCGGGCAGCCAAUUUACUACGAAAUCGGCGUCACCUUGAGCAUGGACGACAUCUACUACUACGUCGACGAGUGCCAGUUUGGAACGAGCGAGAAGAGCUACACCUUCCUAAGGUCGAAUCGGUGCUACUCAAGCAUUGUCGACACAAUGACCACUACGGAAUUUCUCACCGGCACUAGCGCACCGCAGCAAUUUCAGUUCAAUGCGUUUGUCUUUCGAAGCUAUUCCACUGUCGGUCUCAAGCUUUCUUGCAAAGUGAAGCUUUGUCUGAACACAUCUACAACUCAAAACUGCCCAGACAUUACGGACCAGAGUACUCCUGCUUGUGACGCCGACUUUUCCCGCCCCUAG